Messenger RNA from Chlorella variabilis, 804 nucleotides. RefSeq lists its product as hypothetical. Gene Ontology annotation, cellular component: plasma membrane. Bases 1 to 804 code for a protein of 267 amino acids. The record is from RefSeq and is a predicted model, not a curated record. NCBI's taxonomy places the organism in Eukaryota, Viridiplantae, Chlorophyta, Trebouxiophyceae, Chlorellales, Chlorellaceae. The transcript is spliced from 9 exons. Gene Ontology annotation, molecular function: glycerol channel activity. Gene Ontology annotation, biological process: glycerol transmembrane transport.
AUGAGCGGCGACACGGUUGUGAACCACAGUUAUUCCCUGGCCGCGGAGUGCGGCUCUGAGAUGAUAGGCACAUGCCUGGUGAUCUACCUGGGGGAAAGCAUCAUUGCCAAUGAGCUGCUCAGCAAAACCAAGGGGGCCAGGAUGGGGUGGCUGGCUGUGGCGCUCGGCUUUGGCCUGUCCUUUGGCGUCGUCAUCAUGAUGUUUGGAUACAUCUCCGCCCACCUCAACCCAGCCACCUGCCUGGCGCUGUGGGUGGCGGGCAAGAUCUCCUUCACCCACUUCCUGGCGCUGUCUGGCGCGGAGUUUGCGGGGGCGUUUGUGGGCGCCUGCCUCGUCUUCCUGCACUACCUGCCACACUUCAAGACCGUGCCCGAGCCCAUGGCCUCCACCGCCGACGACAUGCUGCUGCGCACCCGCGACGCGCUCAGCCCCGAGGCCCUCAACAUCGCCUCGUAUGACACUCGGCGGCAGGCGCCUCGCGACUUCAAGGGCGUGGCCGCCACCAUCAAGGACGCCAUCAACGACGUCAGGUGGCGAGCGCUGUUCCAGGGCUACGAGGGCAUGUGGGUGGGCUUCUACGUGUUUGUGGUGAUCCUGGGGCUGGGCGGCCCCACGGGCAUCGCCGCCAACCCGGCGCGAGACUUCUCACCCCGCCUCGCGCACGCGCUGCUGCCCAUCGCCGGCAAGGGGCCCAGCGAGUGGUACUAUUCCUGGAUACCCUUCUUUGCGCCCCUGUGCGGCGGCGCCCUGGCGGGCGGCUUCUUCCUGGCGGUACAGAAGAUGAACCAUUCAGAGUUAGCUUGA